Messenger RNA from Phasianus colchicus (ring-necked pheasant), 3824 nucleotides. The record is from RefSeq and is a predicted model, not a curated record. NCBI's taxonomy places the organism in Eukaryota, Metazoa, Chordata, Aves, Galliformes, Phasianidae.
GCCGCCAUGAGCCCUGCGGGGAGGGGGCAACGCCGGGACCCCCAUAACGCCGUGGAGGUCCUCCAACAACAGCCAAAGGUCCUCCAACAACAGCCGGAGGUUUUCCAAGAGGCCGCGGUCAACCGAGGCGCUGUGGUCCUCCAACAGCACGUGGUCCUCCAACAGAACGCGGACCUCCAAGGAGCCCCUCCGGAAGCUGAGGUCCUCCAAGACUCUAUGGUCAGCCAGGGGUCUGUGGUCCUCCAAGGCUCCGUGGUCCUCCAACACCCUGCGGUCCUCCGAGACUCCGUGGUUCACCUGGAGACAGAGGUCCCCCAAGACUCUAUGGUCCGCCAGGACCCCAAUGUCAACCCAGACCUCAUCGUCCUCCAAGACUCUAUGGUCAGUUGGGGCUCCGUGGUCCUCCAAGGCUCCGUGGUCCUCCAACACCCCACGGUCCAGCUGGAGGCAGAGGUCAACCGAAGCUCUGUGGUCCUCCAACACCCCGCGCACCUCCAAGACCUCAAAGUCAACCGAGACUCCGUGGUCCUCCAAGACUCCGUGCUCAACCGAGGCUCCGCAGUCCUCCAAGACCCCGCGGUCCACCUGGAGACAGAAGUCCUCCAACACCCCUCGCUCCUCCCCUCCCCCGUGACCCCCCCGGAACCUGACCCCCCCCAGGGUCCCACCGCCAACCCCGGCCCCCUGACCGACCGACGCUCUGUGACCCCCCAGCGCUCCGUUCCCGUGGACCUGGAGGACCCCACAGCCCUCGGGGACGCAGAGAGUCGCCAGGACUCUAUGGUCAGCUGCGGCCCCACGGAUCAGCUGGAGCUGAAGACCCCCCGCCACCCCACGGCCUCUCUGGGUCUGGAGGUCCUCCAGAACUCUGUGUCCGACCGCCGCCCCGCAGCCCCUCUAGGCCUCAAGGCUCACCCCAACUCUAUGGUUAACUGUGACCCGACGGAACACCUUGACUUGAAGGCCCGCCACGACUCUACGGCCAACCACGACCCAACGGCCGCUCUAGGCCUCAAGGUCCUCCACGGCUCUAUGGCCGACUGCAGCCCUGCGGCCUCUCUAGGCCUCAGUGCCCACCGUGACUCUGUGAUUAAUUGUGAAACGGCCGCUCUAGGCCCCAAGGUCCCCCAGAACUCUAUGAUCAACUGCAGCCCCACGGCCACUCUAGGCCCCAAGGUCCCCCAGAACUCUAUGAUCAGCUGCAGCCCCACGGCCGCUCUAGGCCUCAAUGCCCACCGUGACUCUGUGAUUAAUUGUGACCCAACGGCCGCUCUAGGCCCCAAGGUCCUCCAGAACUCUAUGGUCAACUGCAGCCCCACGGCCACUCUAGGCCCCAAGGUCCGCCAGGACUCUAUCGUUAACACCGAUCCAAUGGAACACCUUGACUUGAAGGCCCACUGUGACUCUAUGGUUAACCACGACCAAACGGCCGCUCUAGCCCCCAAAGCCCACUGUGACUCUAUGGCCAACUGCGACCCAACGGACACUCUAGGCCCCAAUGCCCACCACAACUCUAUGGUCAAACUCAGCCAUGUAGCUCCUCUAGUCCCAAAGGCCCACUGUGAUUCUAUGGCCAACCAUGACCCGACGGCCUCUCUAGGCCUCAAGGUCCUCCAGAACUCUGUGGUCGACUGCAGCCCCAUGACCACUCUAGGACUCAAUGCCCACCGUGACUCUAUGGUUAACUGUGACCCGAUGGAACACCUUGACUUGAAGGCCUACCACAACUCUAUGGCCAACCCUGUCCCAACGGCCUCUCUAGACCUCAUGGUCCCCCAGAACUCUAUGGUCAACCACAGCUCCAUGGCCGCUCUAGGCCCGAAGUCCCACUGCAACUCUAUGGCCAACCAUGACCCAGUGGCCACUCUAGGCCCCAAUGCUCACAGUAACUCUAUGGUCAGUUGCAGUCCCAUGGCCACUCUAGGCCUGAAGACCUCCUGCGACUCUAUGACCAACCACGACCCAGCGGCCACUCUAGGCCCAAAGACCCCCUGCGACUCUAUGACCCACAGCAGCUGUAUGGCCACUCUAGGCCCAAAGAUCCCCUGCAACUCUAUGACCAAUCACAACCCAGCGGCCACUCUAGGCCCAAAGAGCCCCCGCAACUCUAUGACCAACCAUGACCCAACGGCCACUCUAGGCCUGAAGAUCCCCUGCAACUCUAUGACCCACCACAGCUCUACAGCCACUCUAGGCCUGAAGACCACCUGCAACUCUAUGACCCACAGCAGCUCUACGGCCACUCUAGGCCUAAAGACCUCCCGCAACUCUAUGACCCACAGCAUCUCUACGGCCACUCUAGGCCUAAAGACCCCCUGCGACUCUAUGACCCACCGCAGCUCUAUGACCAACCAGGACCCAGCGGCCACUCUAGGCCCGAAGACCCCCUGCGACUCUAUGACCCACAGCAUCUCUACGGCCACUCUAGGCCUAAAGACCUCCCGCAACUCUAUGACCCACAGCAUCUCUACGACCAACCACGACCCAGCAGCCGCUCUAGGCCCGAAGACCCCCUGCAACUCUAUGACCCCCCGCAUCUCUACGACCCACAGCAGCUCUAUGACCAACCACGACCCAGCGGCCGCUCUAGGCCUGAAGACCCCCUGCAACUCUAUGACCCACAGCAUCUCUAUGACCCACAGCAUCUCUACAACCAACCACGACCCAGCAGCCGCUCUAGGCCCGAAGACCCCCUGCAACUCUAUGACGCACAGCAUCUCUACGACCAACCACGACCCAGCAGCCGCUCUAGGCCCGAAGACCCCCUGCGACUCUAUGACCCACAGCAUCUCUAUGACCCACAGCAUCUCUACAACCAACCAUGACCCAGCGGCCGCUCUAGGCCCGAAGACCCCCUGCAACUCUAUGGCCCACAGCAUCUCUACGACCAACCACGACCCAGCGGCCGCUCUAGGCCCGAAGACCCCCUGCAACUCUAUGACCCCCCGCAUCUCUACGGCUGCUCUCUGCCCUGAACGUCCGUCUGCCCCACGUCGCCGCCUGCCUGCCUUGGCCAUCCUCACCCUCUGCGCCCUACUGUGCCCUCCUGGCACCUCGGCCUCAACCUUAGAAUUCCCAGGGACUCCGGGUCAGUGGGUUCGUUACAACCGCUGGGGAUCCGGUGGUCGUUUGAGCUUCAGCUUGAAAACCAACGUCAGCCGCUCUCUGUUGCUCUACAUGGACGACGGUGGCAACUGCGACUUCUUGGAGCUGCUGGUGGCCGAAGGGAGGCUGAGGCUGCGUUUCGCCAUCGCCUGCGCCGAACCCACCGUCGUGGCGUCGGCGUCGGCGGUGAACGACGGCCGCUGGCAUUCGGUGACGUUGAGCCGGCGAGGGAGAGAAGCGACGCUGGCGGUGGACGGGGAAACGUCGGCGGGGGUCGUGAGGUCCAAAAGGGCCGAGAUGGCGGUGGGCAGCGAUUUGUUCGUGGGGGGGAUUCCGCCUGACGUCCGUCUGUCCGCUCUGACUCUCAGCACGGUGAAAUACGAAGCUCCUUUCCGGGGUUGGGUGGCUGAGUUGAGGGUGGGUGAAGAGCCGGCGGUGAUGCUGGGGGCUCAGGGGGUGCGUGGGGUGAACGGCCGGGAGGAGGAGGAGGAAGAGGAGGAAGAGGAGGAGGAGGAGGAAGAGAGGAGACGUUGCGCCCAGCACCCACCUUGCGCCCAUGGAGGGCGAUGCGCCCUGAGGAGGGGGGAGCCACAGUGCGACUGCGCCGGCACCGGGCACAGCGGGCCCUUCUGCGGGGAAGAGCGCCGUUGCCAUGGCGACGCAAUCACCGUGACAACGGUUACCAUGGAGACGGACGGUCCGCCUGUCGUCCUGGCAAC